This is a messenger RNA of Athalia rosae (coleseed sawfly), 1464 nucleotides long. RefSeq lists its product as uncharacterized. Bases 71 to 1165 code for a protein of 364 amino acids. The record is from RefSeq and is a predicted model, not a curated record. The transcript has 4 exons. Lineage: Eukaryota; Metazoa; Arthropoda; Insecta; Hymenoptera; Athaliidae.
UCACUGUUUUUGAUUCAUAGAAUUGACAUGGCAUUCCCCCUGUGAAAAAUGAGAAUCGCGUCAGGAAAUAAUGUAUGAUUCAGACUGGUUACGGUUACCUUUCUCUCCACUAAAACCAAGUCCCACCCGGGACAACCCUAAUUGUGCGGUUUGGGAUGGCAAUAGUUGCCAAGUUGAGUGGAAUGCAUCCACAAUCGAGGGUCAUUUGGUGGAGUCUUUGGUGGAAGCCAUGAGUCCAGUGUUCGACUACCGAUGGGAAAGUUUCCAUGAAACUGUCAACUGGGAAUUUGUUCGAACCAGAUUCGACCAUGUACAAAAUUCUAGAUGGAUAUCUUCUACAAGCAUCGUCAUCUCUGUACACAGUAGUAGACCAUUACUCAUAUUUUUAUGUGGAAAAAUGGAUGGAAGUGGUCCAUGCUUUGUGAUAUCCAUUGGAAAAUUGCUUCGCGAAUUCUCCAUUUCAAUAUGUGCGAACAUAACUUGGAACUUGCCGAAAAAAUCCAUACUUUGUCACUUCGGGGGUGAUCGCACUGAACUGGAUGGAUUUCGGGAGAAUGAGGAUAACGAUAAAUUCGAGACUGAAGUGUGGCGUACGUUCAGAAUACAUGGCAGCAGUACGAAAAAAACCAUUCGAAUUUUCGAAGGUGAUGAGAAAAAGCCACUCUUAUCAGAACAUUUUAAAACAUGGUAUAAGACAGGCUACAUGUCGUUAGUAUUAGGUGGUGAAUCCCGAGCUCGAGUCCACGAUUACCAAUAUAUCUUAUUGAAAAGCGAAAACACGGUUUUAUCAACGUCAAAUUUCACUUCAAUCUCCGAAUAUUUCUGUAUCGAGUUAUUCGUCGGACUUUGCCCCGACUGUCGACUAGACGUUGUUUUGGUGAGCGAUGAGAAAACAAUUGAGAUCGGGUCCAUCGAUGGAAAUAUGAAUUCCACGAUCAACAAGCUACUGGCUUGGCGGUCAGUUAAACUGAACGUAUCAAUUGCACACCCAUCUUCCAAAGAUGUGCGAUUGGAACUAUGGACACGUCUCAAGAAUCCGAACAUUGAAGGUCGAUGGGCAAUCGACAGCUUACGUCGGUGCGAACCAGCUGGUAAGUUCGGAAUCGUUGAAAAAUUCAUGAAUAUUCUGAACUGUGUUCAACGAAUUUGUGACCAGGAAGUUUGAGAUCAUCCACGAUUUCGACCAACCGCAGGAUCAAACACCACAUUUGUCAGAAAUUGUCUUACGACGAGAGUGCUGUGGUAGAUUUUCACGUGAACAAGACCCUGAGCGUUACUUCUGUCGACGCAAACGGUGAAUUUGUGCUCCAUAGAAUAAUCAUAAUGUCCCGCCUUGAUUCAGCUAAGUUCAAACAGCCGCCAGUCAGCUAGAAAUCGAUUUCUCAUCUGCUGUCCUAGAAAAGCUCUCGCAGAAUUUUCAAAAAUAUGUUAGAUCUUGCUGAAGAAAUCGGUUGAUUAUGGCGA